Messenger RNA from Phaeoacremonium minimum UCRPA7, 381 nucleotides. Its product is annotated as putative glycerol protein. The record is from RefSeq and is a predicted model, not a curated record. The coding region runs from base 1 to 381 and encodes 126 amino acids. Gene Ontology annotation, molecular function: aldose reductase (NADPH) activity. The transcript has a single exon. Lineage: Eukaryota; Fungi; Ascomycota; Sordariomycetes; Togniniales; Togniniaceae. Gene Ontology annotation, cellular component: cytosol.
AUGGCGCAUUCAUUCUUCAAAUUGAAUACUGGAGCUCUAAUCCCUGCGUUGGGCCUGGGUACGUGGCAAUCUGCCCCUGGCGAGGUCAAGACUGCCGUAUCCUACGCACUUCGCUCAGGCUACAAGCUUGUUGACUGUGCUUUCUGCUAUGGCAAUGAGGGCGAGGUUGGAGAGGGCAUCAAGGAGGCACUGGAAUCUGGAGCCGUGAAGAGAGAAGACUUUUUUGUGACGAGCAAGAUGUGGUGCACAUUCUCGUCCCGGGUGGAGUUGAACCUCGACAUGAGCUUGAAGGCGUUAGGCCUUGAUUAUGUUGAUCUCUAUCUGAUUCAUUGGCCAGUGGCUAUGAAUCCUAACGGUAUGAACAUAGCCUCCAGCCUAUAA